This is a messenger RNA of Telopea speciosissima, 635 nucleotides long. Its product is annotated as putative nuclear RNA export factor SDE5. The transcript is spliced from 6 exons. NCBI's taxonomy places the organism in Eukaryota, Viridiplantae, Streptophyta, Magnoliopsida, Proteales, Proteaceae. The record is from RefSeq and is a predicted model, not a curated record. Bases 66 to 380 code for a protein of 104 amino acids.
ACCUUCUAAAACAGGGACAAUUGUACAAUAAUAAGGCCCGGGAAGCAGAUGAAAAAUCUGCCCAAAUGAUUAUUGACUGCAGAAAUGAGACCCAAGAAGAGAUGUCUCUUGACUUGCAUGACUUUGAUGCAAAGGAGGCAAUACGUCUUCUGAAGUUUCAUCUUGCUUCAGUUUCUGGCAUCCCAGUCAUCCGGUACCUGAAAGUUAUUGUGGAGUCUAAUGCUACGGACAUCACCAAAGGGGCUAGAAAACGAUUGGUCAGGAAGCUUUUGGAGAGGCAAUCAAUUAAGUGGACAGAAGAAGGAAAUGGUGAGACAAUAUUGAUCCGAGUGGAUGAAAUUGACCCCAAAAAACUUAGUUUUGCAAGAAAACCACAAUAAAUGAUGAAGCGCAGGUGGUUGUGAGGUCUUACCACCACCUCAUUUUUUGAUGAACUUAAAGAAAAAAAAGUUUUAUUUUUUUGGGUGCGGGACCUGGUUCUCUUUGGACAGAAUUGAUGCGGUGAGGCUGGGAGUGCAGCAGGACAGGUGAUUGAUUCAAGAAUCUGAAGAGUUUUCUUCGGGAUAUGUUUGUGAUUUUGAAGUUUGACUGGAAGGUUUGGCAGGUAUAUAUAGCUGGGUAGUCUUCUUCUGCUC